CAACCAAAUCUACACAUGGGUCAGAAUCAGUCUGGAAUGGGAGGUCCUCCCGGUGGUCCUGGAGACCAGAAAAAGGACGAAAAGAAAACUAAAAAGUGGGAACCUCCUCUUCCUACUAGAGUUGGAAAGAAGAAGAAGGGUCCUGAUGCUACUACAAAAUUACCUGCAGUGUUUCCAACCACUCGUUGCAAGCUCAAGCUUCUUAAAAAUGACCGUAUCAAAGAUUAUUUAUUACUCGAGGAAGAAUUUGUGCAGAAUCAAGAGCGUUUGAAGCCUCAAGAAGCAAAGAACCAGGCUGAGCGAUCUAAUGUAGAUGAUUUGCGUGGAACUCCUAUGAAUGUUGGGAGUCUCGAAGAAAUUAUCGAUGAUGACCACGCUAUUGUAUCCAUCUCGACUGGACCUGAUCAUUAUGUGAGCAUCAUGUCAUUUGUAGACAAAGAUUUGCUAGAACCUGGAUGUGCUGUCCUGCUUCACCAUAAGACCAUGGCUGUUGUUGGUGUUUUACAAGAUGAUGCAGAUCCCAUGGUCAGUGUAAUGAAACUAGAAAAGGCUCCUACCGAGUCUUAUGCAGAUGUCGGUGGUCUUGAGCAACAGAUUCAAGAAAUCAAGGAAGCUGUCGAGCUUCCACUUACUCAUCCCGAACUCUACGAGGAAAUGGGCAUCAAACCUCCCAAAGGCGUUAUUUUAUAUGGUGUUCCUGGAACAGGCAAAACCCUUCUUGCCAAGGCUGUUGCAAACCAAACAUCUGCCACCUUUUUGCGUGUUGUUGGCUCCGAACUUAUCCAAAAAUACCUCGGCGAUGGUCCUAAACUUGUUCGUGAGCUUUUCCGUGUAGCUGAAGAUCAUGCACCAUCUAUUGUUUUUAUUGAUGAAAUCGAUGCUAUUGGUACCAAGCGAUACGAUUCAACUUCAGGUGGCGAGCGUGAAAUUCAACGAACCAUGCUGGAGCUUCUUAACCAACUGGACGGUUUUGAUUCUCGUGGUGAUGUUAAAGUGAUUAUGGCUACAAAUCGAAUCGAAUCUCUUGAUCCUGCCUUGAUUAGACCAGGUCGUAUUGAUCGUAAGAUUGAGUUUCCACUACCCGAUGUCAAGACUAAACGUCGUAUUUUCAAUAUCCAUACUGGGCGUAUGACUCUUUCAUCAGAUGUAGACCUGGAGGAAUUUGUCAUGGCAAAGGACGAUCUCUCUGGCGCUGAUAUCAAGGCUGUGUGCACUGAGGCGGGUCUGCUGGCACUUCGUGAGCGUCGUAUGAAGGUGCAAGCAGAUGAUUUUCGCAAGGCAAAGGAGAAGGUGCUGUACCGCAAAAACGAGGGGACUCCAGAGGGUCUUUAUCUUUAACUUUGAAUGGUGUUUCUAUUGACAAACAAUAUUCUACAGCAUGCUUUUGAUUUAUUGAAAUGGAGCACUUGCAUAAGACGACGAUUAUUAAUGAAACAGGUUCAUACUGCUAC
This is a messenger RNA of Batrachochytrium dendrobatidis JAM81, 1451 nucleotides long. RefSeq names its product proteasome regulatory particle base subunit RPT2. The coding region runs from base 16 to 1338 and encodes 440 amino acids. The transcript has 11 exons. Gene Ontology annotation, molecular function: proteasome-activating activity; ATP hydrolysis activity; ATP binding. Gene Ontology annotation, cellular component: proteasome regulatory particle, base subcomplex. The record is from RefSeq and is a predicted model, not a curated record. Gene Ontology annotation, biological process: proteasome-mediated ubiquitin-dependent protein catabolic process. Lineage: Eukaryota; Fungi; Chytridiomycota; Chytridiomycetes; Rhizophydiales.